AAGGAAUACUGAAGAACGUCCCCUUGACACAAGAAGGAAUACUGAAGAACGUCGCCUUGAUACAAGGAGGAAUACUGAAGAACGGGGCCUUGAUACAAGGAGGAAUACUGUAAAACGUCACAUUGACACAUGGAGGAAUACUGAAGAACGUCGCCUUGACACAAGAAGGAAUACUGAAGAACGUCGCUUUGAUACAAGAAGGAAUACUGAAGAACGUCCCCUUGACACAAGAAGGAAUACUGAAAAACGUCGCCUUGACACAAGGAGGAAUACUGAAGAACGUCGCCCUGUCACGAGAAUUAAUACCGAAGAACGUACUCUUGACACAAGAAGGAAUACUGAAGAACGUCGCCUUGUCACAAGGAGGGAUACCGAAGAACGUCUCCUGAACAGUAGGAAAGCUGAAGAACGGCGCCUUGACACAAGGAAGAAUACUGAAGAACGUCGCCCUGUCACGAGAAUUAAUACCGAAGAACGUACUCUUGACACAAGAAGGAAUACUGAAGAACGUCGCCUUGUCACAAGGAGGGAUACCGAAGAACGUCUCCUGAACAGUAGGAAAGCUGAAGAACGGCGCCUUGACACAAGGAGGAAUAUAGAAGAACGUCGCCUUGACACAAGGAGGAAUACCGAAGAACGUCGCCUUAACAGUAGGAGAGCUGAAGAACGGCGUCUUGACACAAGGAGGAAUACUGAGGAACUUCGCUUUGACACAAAAAGGUACAGUGAAGAACGUCGCCUUGACACAAGAAGGAAUACAGAAGAACGUCGCCUUGACACAAGGAAAGCUGAAGAACGUCACCUUGAGACAAGGAGGAAUACUGAAGAACGACGCCUUGACACAAGGAGGACAACGGAAGAACGUCGCCUUGACAAAAGGAGGAAUACUGAAGAACGUCGCCUUGUCACAAGAAGGAAUACUGAAGAACGUCGCCUUGACACAAGGAGGAAUUCUGAUGAACGUCGCCUUGACACAAGGAGGAACACUAAAGAACGUCUAAUUGACACUAGGAGGAACACUGAAGAACGUCGCCUUGAAACAAGAAGGAAUACUGAAGAACGACGCCUUGACACAAGGCGGACAACAGAAGAACGUCGCCUUGAAACAAGGAGAAAUACUGAAGAACGUCUCCUUGACACAAGGAGGAAUACUGACGAUGGUCGCCUUGAAACGAGGAGGAAUACUGAAGAACGUCGCCUUGACACAAGGGGAGUUGAAGGUCGUCGUCUUGACACAAGAAGAGUUGAAGGUCGUCUCUUUAACCCAAGGAGCUGUGAAGGCAGUAGCCUUGACACAAGGAGAGCGGAAGAAUGUCGCUUUGACACAAGGUCGUCGUUGGUUCAUAGCACAAACAGGAAGGUUCCUGGAGAGCUGCUGCUUCAAGGCUACAAGUUGUCCGUGGCGCCAGUUUCCUCCUUGUUGGAAGUAGCACCCAAGACACAGCACCCUCACACAUUGUUAGACGAUGUCACUUUUAUGAAGUCCCAA
Messenger RNA from Homarus americanus (American lobster), 1489 nucleotides. RefSeq names its product apical junction molecule-like. The record is from RefSeq and is a predicted model, not a curated record. Lineage: Eukaryota; Metazoa; Arthropoda; Malacostraca; Decapoda; Nephropidae. The annotation marks the transcript as partial. The transcript has a single exon.